This is a messenger RNA of Zingiber officinale, 1661 nucleotides long. Its product is annotated as probable glutathione peroxidase 5. Lineage: Eukaryota; Viridiplantae; Streptophyta; Magnoliopsida; Zingiberales; Zingiberaceae. Gene Ontology annotation, molecular function: glutathione peroxidase activity. Gene Ontology annotation, biological process: response to oxidative stress. The coding region runs from base 993 to 1472 and encodes 159 amino acids. The record is from RefSeq and is a predicted model, not a curated record. The transcript is spliced from 4 exons.
AAAAGCUUCCUUUUAUGGAAUUAUAUCCUUGCACAAGAUGAUGAAUGAUUUUUAGUGGAACUUUCGAACUGUUUACGACAAUACAAGAGUUGGUAAAGAAUAAGGAACUUUUCUUGUUUCCUGUAAAAAAAGGGAAAUAGUCAGGAAUACAACAAAAUUUAUAUGAACAAAGAUCGCUAAACACUGUUUUGUUGGAGUGUAGUAAAAUGGGAGAUAAAACUUAAAUUUAAAAACUUCAUUCGUUAAAACCAUAAAUAAUAUUAAAUUAUUAAUUUAAUUUUUUUAAUGGUUAGGUUUGAGUUUCAUUGCAUGCAAAAGUGAGAUUUCAACCUAAAUUGAAUGGAAGCAAUAUGGUGGAAGAUUGAAAAAAAUUUCAAGCUUUUCCUUCACUCCCUCUUUUCUUUCUGUCAAAGGAAAUAGAGGGAAAGUGAUGUUAAAAAAACUGACACUUUAUUUUCUUCCUGAUUUCCUCCCCUUGUAUGAAAAACACUCUAGAUCUUGAUCUCUACAUGUCUACUUAGCAAUAAUAUUUAUACCUCAAGAUACAAAAGAGUAGCCUCCAGAGUCUGCAUGCAUGAAGACGAUGCACACAUAUGGAACAGUUAAGAAUAGAAUGAAGGAAUACUUCAAUACUUCACAAUAGAAAUAAAGACCAAGAUUUUUGCCACUGACUAUUUAUCACCUUAUUUUUUUUUUUUUUGGAACGGACUUGCAGUGCCAUAAGUAUUUGAUUGAUAGACCAUACACUUUGUUGUAGGAUAAGUGGCUCUUGGUUUUUGCCUAGGCAUAAUUAUUUAUUUUUCAAGUUUAAUACCAUGGCAAAAUAAAUAAGGUUUUGAGUAUUAUAAGAAUUUUACAAAUAACCUCUGUGAAAUAUGCGAAAAGAUUUAGCAUUUGUCAGGAGCAAUGACUAGUGUACUUAUUUGGAUGGGAAAAGGAAAGAUCUUUUGACGCUUAGUGUUUAGACAAGAAAAAUUUUAGUGUUAUCCUACAUGUUUCAUAUUUCUUGUGAUAUUUCAAUUGUAGAUUUAUUCUUUUUUUUUUGGCUGAUAGUCUUUUUUGCCUCCUUUGUCCUGGAUAGCCGAUGUAUCAUUUUGAUUACGGAGAGAAUAGUGUCCAUUAUCUCUUCUGGUUUAUUAGUCUCAAGGCAACACGAUAUGCAGUUUGAUUUGAUUGAUUUCUUGGGACAAGAACCUUGGGAUGAUCAGAAAAUAAAGGAGUUUGCUUGUACAAGGUUCAAGGCUGAUUAUCCAAUUUUCCAGAAGGUUAAAGUAAAUGGUCCGGCCACGGCGCCAGUUUACAGGUUUCUCAAGGCAAGCAAACCUGGUUUUUGCGGGAAGAGGAUCAAGUGGAAUUUCACCAAGUUUCUAGUCGAUAAGGAUGGCAAGGUUAUCGGUCGCUACGGGACUUCCACACCCCCCUUGUCCAUUGAGAAAGACAUUGAGAAGGCACUCGGCAGCCAGCACGAGUAAGAAUAUCCUUGGAAAGAAGUAAGAAACAUAAUAUCUGAGACUCUAAACCCCCUAGUUACUUGAAGGUAUCAUGUGUUUUCUUGUAUAUAUUUUUUGUUAAUAUUUUCUGUUUGUUGUAUGUAGAUAUUUCAUAUUGGGUUACGUUGUACCACUAGCUGUUCAAGUUCAUUUUCAUGUUCAUGUUCUCAA